UGUUACGUUCAAUAUAUCAGUUUCGUUAGUACUAACAUUUCUUUUCUACCUUUUAGUGAUACAUCAAUAUAGAGAAGAAUGAAUAUGGAAGAAGACCGAUCAAACUCUGAAGAUUUUGAUGAUGACUACGAAUAUGACUUUAUUCCUAUGACACCAGCAUUUGAAAUAACAUCCGCCAUUUUACUUGCAGUCCUUAUUAUAUUUGCUAUAAGCGGAAAUACUAUAACAAUUCUCGCUUACAUCACAGAUAAAAGACUUCAUACAGUCUACGACUUUUUUAUAUUCAAUUUAGCGGUCACAGACCUUUUAAUAGGAUGCAUAAGCAUGCCGUUUUAUGCCAUUUAUACAAUCAGAGAGUUCGUGUGGGACUUUGGUGACACGUUUUGUAAAGUUUGGAAUGUAAUAGAUUUCACCCUAUGUUUAGAAUCGAUCUUACUGAUUUUAACGCUUAGUUUUGAUAGACUAUGUCUUGUUAAAUAUGGGCCAUUUUAUUCUUCGAAGGUGACAAAGUUUAAGGCGAGGCUGAUUGUUUUUAUUUCUUGGAUAACGUCGUUCAUGUUGUAUGGUCCUGCUAUCAUAGGCUGGAACUAUUGGGUCGGUUAUACAACUGUUGAACCGCUAGACUGUGACGUAGAAUUUGCAUACAACUUUGCAUUUACAACGACGACAGGAAUAUUUGAGUUUGUUAUUCCAGUUUGUGGUCUGGCGAUUUUGAAUAUUAUCAUUUACCAACAUAUUAGGAGCAGAGUAGGUCAUGAAAACAAAACAAAAAACAACCUUGUUCAUUCCUCUACAGUUCCAAGGGAUAAUAGCAACGUAGUAAGAGAAGUAGCCGUGCAAGAAACAUUGCCUCAAACUGUAAAGAAUAGAAAGACGCAACGCUUGGAUUUCAGUUCGAGCCGUGACCAAAACGAUAAAACAAAUCACUGUAGCAUUGAAUAUGGUGUAAAUGAAACUUUCACAAAAACGGAUUAUCUUCAUAGCAUAACAUCCAAAGCUCAAGAAGAAAAGGAUUCAAAGGACUCAGAUUAUAAACUGAAUCUCCAGUCAUCACAGGAAAAACACAAAGAAGAACGAAUAUUUGUAAAUGCAAACGGCGGACGAGAUAAAAUCUACACGAAUGACCAAACACGUGGUAUAGCAAUUGCGGCUAUAUCUAAACAAGAGAACAAAUACGAAAAUGAAACUAGUCAUAUAAACCAAGUAGGCGCUGAUAAUUUUAAAAGAAAAUUGAACGAUAUUAAUAGAAGUACAGGAAACUCUACACAUUACCUUGAUGAUAUGUUAACUGUUGAUAGAACAAACAAUAGAAUUAAAUUUGCAAACAUUCCUGAGCGUUGGUCCGUCUUUAAUAUUUCAGUGACCUUCAAAAAACGUACCAGUCGAAAGUCAAGAAAUAGGUACGAACAUUCGCGAAUAAAACGCGAGUCAAAGGCUGCGAGAUUUCUGGCCAUUUUGGUCAUAGUUUUUCUUGCAUGUUGGGCGCCUUAUACUCUAACAACAAUCAUAGUAUCAUUUUGCGGUGAUAAAUGUGUUAACACAAGUGCAUAUGAAUGUAUGAACUGGUUGCUAUGGUCAAAAUCGGCGAUAAAUCCUUUACUGUACGCGAUGAAUAGUUCCAGGUACAGAUACAACUUCAAGAAAUACAUGCUCUGCUGGAAGAAUCAAGUGCAUCCCGGUAAUACAGAAACAACGUACCAAACAGCCGUCUAAGGGCAAUAAAUGUAUUUCAAUUUAUCACUAUAUUUGUAUUCAAUAAUAUAUGACAGGAUAAAUAAAGCCCGAUGUUGUCUUGUGAAUUUCAAUAAAUUUAACAAAACGCCCAACCGACACCAACAGAAUUUUAAAGUCCCUAACUGUUUACCAGUAUCCGUUUUGUGU
Mercenaria mercenaria is the source of this 1881-nucleotide messenger RNA. RefSeq names its product histamine H4 receptor-like. The record is from RefSeq and is a predicted model, not a curated record. NCBI's taxonomy places the organism in Eukaryota, Metazoa, Mollusca, Bivalvia, Venerida, Veneridae. Gene Ontology annotation, molecular function: G protein-coupled receptor activity. Gene Ontology annotation, cellular component: membrane. Bases 79 to 1713 code for a protein of 544 amino acids. Gene Ontology annotation, biological process: adenylate cyclase-activating adrenergic receptor signaling pathway. The transcript has a single exon.